UCAUCCUGUCUUGUCAUUGCAAACAGAGACAGACGCAAUUCUUCCGCUCAUUGGAGCGACAAAGACAACUAUAGCGAAAAUCCCGGGCGCUUGCGUCUUGACGUGACAACAAGAAGGACUUUUACUGGUUUGUUUAUCUUGUGCAAAAUUUCAAUAAAGCCUAAGCACGGUGGCCUCCCAAGAAUUCACAAUUAUCUGUAAUCUAACUGAAUGUUUUCUUGUUUCGCCGACCAAGAGGACUACGGCAAAGGUGGGCCCAGUUCAGUAGAAACCCAAAUUGCAUGUGAUCCUUAUCUCUAAGGUAGUGCGUAGACGUACGACAUAUCCCCGCUCCUAAAGUCUCCUUUCCGUUCUGUGUCCGCCAUAUUGAAAAGUACAGUGGCGAAAUAGGCGUUAACUGUUGUGUGAUUGUUGUUAGGUCCGAUGGCCGCAAUCAGGAAGAAAUUGGUGAUAGUCGGCGACGGGGCCUGCGGGAAAACAUGCCUGUUGAUCGUCUUCAGCAAGGAUCAGUUUCCUGAGGUGUAUGUACCCACUGUAUUCGAGAAUUAUGUGGCGGACAUUGAAGUAGAUGGUAAACAAGUUGAACUAGCCUUAUGGGAUACAGCAGGUCAAGAGGACUAUGAUCGUCUGAGGCCACUGUCAUAUCCAGACACUGAUGUUAUUUUGAUGUGCUUUUCUGUAGAUUCUCCUGAUUCGCUGGAGAAUAUACCUGAGAAAUGGACACCAGAAGUAAAGCAUUUCUGCCCCAAUGUGCCAAUCAUCCUAGUGGGAAAUAAAAAGGAUCUAAGAAAUGAUCCUGCCACCAUUAGUGAGCUGAAGAAAAUGAAACAGGAGCCUGUGAAGCCACAGGAUGGCCGAGCGAUGGCAGAAAAAAUUAACGCAUUCGCGUAUUUGGAAUGCUCCGCAAAGAGCAAAGAGGGCGUGAGAGAAGUGUUUGAAAAUGCCACCAGGGCGGCAUUGCAGGUCAAAAAGAAGAAGAAGCCACGUUGCGUCAUGUUUUGAGUAAGAUCCACCGCUGUUGGUUACAAAAAGUGGUUGGUGUUCAUACGCGUGGUGUGUCUAAUACUAUUUUCAUUUUUCAAACGACAAGUUAAGAAAGGGGUGACCGCUGCUUUCAUUGUGUAUCGACUAACAAAUAAAUACCCCUUAUUUUCUCUUUAGUUCUGUUUUCUGUUCUCAAAGAUCCUAUCUAUCCUGACUAUGGUAUAUACAUAUAGAUACUGUGGACUUGCUAUUCUUUUUAGGUUAUAUUUCUUAUAUAUAGUGGAUUGUGCUUGAUGCUAAAACAGUGCUCUUGGGCUGAAGUCAGGCUACAUAUUGUUUACAACGAUAUGUCUGUAGUUACUCUUAGAAUGGUAGCUUAGGGAUCUUUUCUAUUCCAAAUAGAUAUGAGACAACUGCAUCCCAUAAAAACGAUCAUCCAUUUUGGAUUCUCCCCCUUCUUUUUUUUUGCUGUCUUCGAGUAAAAACGUUUUUUGAGAAGUAAUUAUAAUGCAACAAAUGUCAUGAAAUAGUCCACCUUGUCUGAAAAGCGACUCAUUCGAUUCUCUUCAAAAAUAAAUUUCUUAUCAUCCAGAAUGGCCAUUUACAGUGGGCUUGAUUAGAGCUGCCUGGCAAGAUCAUAUUAUUAAUUUGUUUUGAUGGCUGUCUGACAGUCUCUGAUAGUCAGAAAUUGCUUGUUGGAAAUAAAUUAUUUGCAAAUAUGUAUUUUGAAAUUUAAAGUUCAGUUGUCAGACUGAAAAAAUACAGCUUUAACUGCCAUUCAUUAUAUAUCUAGGUGCUUUUACCUAUGGAGAUAACAGCUAAUUUUCAUUGAUUGAUUAUACUCAGUAAUGUUGAUUUCUCAGGUUAUUAGAUGAAACGCAUUUUUAUCCAUAGACAACAACAAAAAAUUGAAUAGUCUAAAACUCCAUACAAGUGUGUAUCAUCAUUUACAAUGGGGAUUUUACAAUGAGGAUUAUCAUUAUGUAUUAAUAUGAGAGAUUGAGCAAGUGUCUUCAGAAUCCAUCUGUGAAGUUUUGGAAAUUCGUGAUGUAAAAAUAAAUAAGGAGGUCUAGAUGUCAUAUAACUAAAUCUACUGUUUUUCAUCUUCUAGUGGUAAAUUUAUCCGUGGACUGGUACUUAAGCUUAUAAGCAAUAUAGGAACAGAACUGAGAAUGUUAGCAAGAGUGCCUUUAAUAUCCACUCCAUUUGAAGUGGUGUGAAAUUAUUUCUUGCCCAAGGAAAAAUGCGGCAAAUGAUCAUUGAAAUAACAAAAAUUUCACCAAAUUAGGCGUGUAUUGAUUUAACAUCUGCCACAUUAUCAUUUUGGACAAGUAGUAGACAUUAAAUUAAAAUAUUGUUGAUAUAGUGCUUCCAAAGUUAGCUUUUCUUCGUUUUCCACCUUAAUAAAACAUGGUUGCAUUAUUGUAGCGCAUAAGGGACUGUCUCUGAUUUUUGAAAUUGCAUAAUAAGUGAGGCAGUCUUCCACGCUUGGCACUUCAAGGUAUUUGGUCACUACGCCAUAUCAUACUAGAAUCGUUUUCAGCACAGCACCUAGAGGGUUAAUCGCGUUUUGUACUAGUGAGCUCCGCAUGCGAGGAUAGGGUGUAAAGUUCUAGACUGAAAAUGAAAGCGGAUUCAUUUUUUUAUCCAUAAUAUGGCGUUUAGUGGUGGGCUCAUCUCUCAUGAUGCCCCAGUUCUUGCAAGAUGUUUCACAUCAUUUCUUCCGAUAUCCCCAUGAUAUCAAUUGUCUUACUAACCUUAUCAUGCCUAUCAUCCUCAAUAUCGAGGAGCUUCUCAAUGGUUUCAAGUGUUGAGGUUUUUGGCCGUCAUUUAUGUGAUUCUUUGUGACAACAUUUAAAUUUACCUGGCUACUUCUUAACAGUUGAAAUUGAAGGAGCAGAGCUCCCAUAGGCUUUUGUGAACUUUGGAAGAAUUUCUUUAGGAUUUGAUCCAUCCAACUUGAGCAAUCUGAGAGCACGAAAUUCGCGUUUAUCCAUCUUAACGAAAACCGACGUGCGCUUCAAAAAUUCUUGUAAUCGAAUAGUCUGAAAGAACAAGUUGAAACUCAUCAUACAAACAAAUGAUAAGUGCACCCAUGCAAGAAUCAUAAAUUUUACCUGAUUGAAGUGCCAUUUCUCAGUCAGGUUGAGAACUAUAUUAUGUUCAUGACAUGAUCCUAGUAUGAUACUAUAUAGUGUGCAAAUACUUUUAUCCACCAUUUUGUGACUACUUGAUAAUUGUUUCUCAUGUAAGGUGAUACUACCUAUAAACCUUGGGUGUUGGUGAAAUAAAGUUUUCUUUUUUUGUAUAGAGCUGUUUCUACUUAAAUCAAAAUGUAUAGAUAAAUAUUGACAUUUAAUUGUUGAAAAGUUGAAUAAUUUGAUAGUCUACUUCUUCCUGAGAGUGCCAGCAUUAAAUGUCAACAUGCACAAAUAUUAUCCUGACGUCCACCUAACAGGUCGUUGUUUUCAGAAUAUCCUAGUAUUUCCUGAUGUAUUAUUGGAACAAAGAGAAAAAAAUACUGAUUAUGAUGCGUGAAAAAUAUAUGAUUUUUUAGAUCAGACGAAAAUCUUACAUACUCGUACGUGGUACAUUUUCGGUUUCGAUUUUUUUUUUCAUAGACACUUUUUGUGGAUCCCCCUUAACAUGAAUGGGGGGAUCAAACCUACCACUGCAAGCCUCGAAGAGCAAUUUGAGCUUUGUUUAUUAUAUUCAAGGCCGCGCGCAUGAGUUAUAUUUACAAAUAACAAUGCUUUAAAAUAAACUAACCCCAAAUACUUUUUCUGGUCUUAGGAAGGUUUGGCCUUAAAUUUAGACACUUAAAACCUCAAAACUGAUGUAUUUCCGCGUUUUCCUGCAUUUAAAAUCGCCAUUUUUCGCAGUCACCUUUGUAGGGGAGUAUGAUCCAAAAAAUGAUUGUCCAGAACGAAAAAAUUAUUUUUACAAUUUGCUUGAACAAAUGAUUAAUAGAAAUUUGCACGGGUUGACCGCCGGGCAACAUCAUGAUUCGUGUUAAGGGGCAUCCAACAAAUGUGAUUAUGAGAAAAAAAUCGAGUCGGAAAAUUUAUCGCACGAAUGUGAGAUUUUCUUCUCAUCUAUAUUGUCUCUUUUCUUUGGUGAAGUUGACAAAAAGAUUAAUUCUAGAGAGUAUUGUUCAUUUUUAAACGUUGGAACAGAGAAGAUAAUUCAUUUUAUUUAUAUUAGGCGACUCUUAUUAGUAUAGAGCGAGUUGCUUUUAUAAUAUUGUAAUAGCUUUAACUUUUCCAUAUGAUGUAU
Acanthoscelides obtectus is the source of this 4260-nucleotide messenger RNA. The record is from the annotation of a GenBank genome assembly. NCBI's taxonomy places the organism in Eukaryota, Metazoa, Arthropoda, Insecta, Coleoptera, Chrysomelidae.